This is a messenger RNA of Microthlaspi erraticum, 339 nucleotides long. NCBI's taxonomy places the organism in Eukaryota, Viridiplantae, Streptophyta, Magnoliopsida, Brassicales, Brassicaceae. The record is from the annotation of a GenBank genome assembly.
AUGGUUACAGAAGGAGCAACUUCAAAGGAUAAGAAGUAUGUAUUGCAGCUAAAGGCAUUGCUCAGCUCAGAAUUUGAGAUGAAAGACUUGGGAGAAGCAAAGAAGAUUCUGGGAAUGGAGAUUACCAGAGACAGAGUGAAAGGCACGUUGACGAUAUCCCAAGAAAGCUAUGUGAAUAGAAUUCUGGGAAACUUUGGGAUGGAUCAGUCAAAGUCGGUAUCAACUCCAAUGGGAGCUCACUUCAGUUUUCAAGCAGCUACAGUCAAUGGAGAUGGAAAAGGUUCCAUAUCAAAGCGCAGUUGGGAGUCUGAUGAUGAUAGGCACAUGAUAUACCUCUAA